Messenger RNA from Musa acuminata subsp. malaccensis (wild Malaysian banana), 1602 nucleotides. RefSeq names its product homeobox-leucine zipper protein HAT4. Gene Ontology annotation, biological process: regulation of DNA-templated transcription. Gene Ontology annotation, molecular function: sequence-specific DNA binding; DNA-binding transcription factor activity, RNA polymerase II-specific. The record is from RefSeq and is a predicted model, not a curated record. NCBI's taxonomy places the organism in Eukaryota, Viridiplantae, Streptophyta, Magnoliopsida, Zingiberales, Musaceae. Gene Ontology annotation, cellular component: nucleus.
UCAUGAGAGUCUUCAGAGCUCAUCCUGACACCACACAAACACUUUGCCUGCACUAGUAAAUAUUAUCUACAUACUUGAGUUAUCAGUACGUACCGGUGCAUGCCAGGGAGCAGCAGAUGUAUGGAGGGAGGAGGAAGAAUGAAACAGUCAAUGGUCAACCGGAGAAGAGCCCCUGGUUUACGGAACUCAGUGGCGCGUGGAAAUGUCGAACGGAAGCAGCAUCGAAACCAGCUUUUGGGGAGCAAAAGCAAAUUGUGAACAUGAAGAACAGGAGGAUUUGGUAGUAGCGUUCAUGAUUGCGAUGAUUAGGGUGGUAAGGCACGGACUGCUAUUUAAUACCCGUUCCAUACUCCGGAGAAGACAAGAGAAGAGGCCACUGCUUUUAUCCAACCUUCUCUUUGUUCUCCAUUUCCAUCUGUUCCAGUCAUCUGAAAGGAAGUCGGAGAAAGAGGGUCGAAGUGAAGGAAGCAAACAAAGACGAGGGAGAGAAGACGAGAGGAACCUAAGGAGGGAUCAGGUGGUCAAGGAUGUUGUUGGAGAAGGAGGAUCUGGCGCUAAGCCUCAGCUUGAGCUCUUCCGCUAAUCGCUUUGAUCGUCUCGGCCUUGUGCCUUCUUCUUCUUCUUCCCCUUCGCGGUCGCUGCCGUCUUCUUGUCAGCAAUGGAGCCGUCUCCUCCUCGCCCGUUCAGAACGUGGCGGAGCAGGAGAGGCGCGACGUGGGUUGAGAACGAUCGACGUGAACCAGCCGCCACCUGCGGGGGCUGCAGCAGGGAGGCCGGACAGCGAGGAGGCGGAUGCGUCGUCUCCCAACAGCGGCGUCUCCAGUGUGGGCGGCAAGCGACCAGCGGAGCGCGAAGCAGAGCACGAUGCUGAGCCAUCCUGCUCCCGCGGGGCCAGCGACGAGGAGGAAGGCGACGGCGACGGCUCCCGCAAGAAGCUCCGCCUCUCCAAGGACCAGUCGGCCGUCCUCGAGGAAAGCUUCAAGGAGCACACCACCCUCAGCCCUAAGCAAAAGCUGGCGUUGGCCAAGCAGCUCAACCUGCGGCCAAGGCAGGUGGAAGUCUGGUUCCAAAACAGAAGGGCAAGGACAAAGCUGAAGCAGACGGAGGUGGACUGCGAGUUCCUCAAGAGGUGCUGCGAGAACCUCACGGAGGAGAACCGACGGCUGCAGAAGGAAGUCCAGGAGCUGAGAGCGCUGAAGCUGUCGCCCCAGCUCUACAUGCAGAUGACACCGCCCACCACGCUCACCAUGUGCCCUUCCUGCGAGCGCGUCUCCAAACCCUCCUUCUCCACUACCUCGACGACGAACCCACCACCGUCAGAGGCCGCUGCACCGCGGUCGCUUCGUCCCCCGUUUCUCGAUGCUCCUCCGCAGCGAUAGCUGUUGCCCUUUCGUGUGGUGGGGAUACUGUUUGGGUACUGUGAUGCGUCACCCACGUAAUGUAAACAGCACUACGAUUGCACAGGAAUGAGGUGGGUGGGGUUGACAAGGGCUCGAUGGGUGACUGCAAAAGGAGACUACCAGCGGCUACUUGUUUUGUGACAAACUCAGAUCAAACUUAGUUGAAUCAACAAAAUUACUCUUCUGCUUUGUUCUACCAACA